This is a messenger RNA of Stomoxys calcitrans (stable fly), 2656 nucleotides long. Its product is annotated as carboxypeptidase D. The coding region runs from base 37 to 2598 and encodes 853 amino acids. NCBI's taxonomy places the organism in Eukaryota, Metazoa, Arthropoda, Insecta, Diptera, Muscidae. Gene Ontology annotation, molecular function: zinc ion binding; metallocarboxypeptidase activity. The record is from RefSeq and is a predicted model, not a curated record. The transcript is spliced from 2 exons. Gene Ontology annotation, biological process: proteolysis.
UUAGUUUGGCGGCUAUACGUCGAGAGUACGCGAAACAUGGUGAAACAUUUAUCCAUUGCUUUGGCCGUGGCCAUAUUGGGCUUUGCCUCCGUUUCGUUGGCCCUGAAGGCUCGCUAUGACAAUUACCAUGUCUAUCAGGUGCAACCACAGACCUUGGAACAAUUGGAUUUUAUUAAGCAGUUGGAAGGUUCAAGGGACUCGUAUAUUUUCCUGGAUGCUGUACACUAUAUGAAGGCGAAAAUUAAUGUGAUAGUAGCUCCCCACAAAGUGCCAGACUUUGUGAAUUCUAUGGAAAACCAUGCCAUAGCCUAUGAGCUCAUGGAUACCAAUGCUCAGGCCCAAUUGGAGGACAAUGAGGUGGCCGAUCCCAAGAGACGCAGUGGCGAUUAUGAGUGGACCGAAUAUCAUGAACUGGAGGAUACUUAUGGAUGGUUGCACAGUUUGGCCGAGAAGUACCCUGAGCUAGUGUCUGUGUUCAAGGCUGGCAGCAGUUAUGAAAAGCGUGACAUUUUGGGUGUAAAGCUCUCCUAUGGACCAGGCAGGAAGGGUAUCUUCAUAGAGGGAGGUAUGCAUGCCCGCGAAUGGAUUGGCCCUGCCACCGUCACUUACAUGCUUAACCAAUUGUUGACCAGCAAGGAUAAGGAUGUGCGUCUAAUUGCCGAAAAUUUUGAUUGGUACAUAUUGCCCCAUGCCAAUCCCGAUGGCUAUGUCUAUACCCACACCACCGAUCGCUUGUGGCGCAAGACUCGCACCCCCUAUGAGGGCGAUUGCUUUGGUGCCGAUCCCAAUCGUAACUGGGACUUCCAUUGGAAUGAGGUGGGAGCCAGUGAUAAACCCUGCUCCGAUACUUUUGCCGGACCCUAUGCCUUCUCCGAAAUAGAAACCAAAUCCCUUGCUGAAUACAUUGCCAGCGAGUUGAAGGGCAAGAUCCACCUAUACGUCUCCUAUCACUCCUAUUCGCAAUUGUUGCUCUUCCCCUAUGGCCAUACCAGUGAGUUGCCUCCAAAUUAUACCGACUUGAAACGCAUCUUUGAUGUGGCCGUUGAAGCGGUUGCCGAACGUUAUGGCACCAAAUACACUGGAGGAAAUAUCUAUGAUGCCAUCUAUCCCGCAGCUGGAGCCAGUGUGGACUGGGCCUAUGGUGAGCAGGAUGUCAAGUAUGCCUUCUGCUAUGAAUUGCGUCCUUCCAGCUUGAACUUCUGGACUGGAUUCAAAUUGCCCGCUGCUCAAAUUAUUCCCACUGCUGAAGAGUCCUUGGAUUCCUUGGUGGCCAUGGUCAAGGAAACUGGUAUUACGAAAUUUUUGCAAAAAGUGAUGGCCUUUAAACUUAACCUAGUUUUGGGUUUCUGCCUGCUGGCAGUGACCUUCGUUGCAGGAGAACGUGCCCGCUAUGACAACUAUCGCAUCUAUAGCGCCACUGCCUCUAGCGAAGCUGAAUUGGAGGUGCUCAAGCAAUUGGAUGGCUCCAGUGACUCCAUUAUGUUCUUGGAUGGCAUUCACUUUGUGAACAAGCCCCUCAAGGUUGUGGUGGCUCCCCACAAGGUUCCCGAUUUCUUGGAAAUUAUGGGCACCAAUGAAAUUGAAUACGAACUGAUGGAAUCGAACUUGCAAAGCCAUUUCGAACACGAAGAGGAUGAGGUGGCCCCCUCCAAUCCCAAUGCUCGUGCCGAAACUUAUGCCUGGAACAAAUACCAUCAAUUGGAUGAUACCUACAGAUGGAUGCAGCAAUUGGCCCGCGACUACCCUGGCAUGGUUACCGUUAUUGAAGGUGGCAAAACUUAUCAGGGCCGCACCAUUUUGGGUGUUAAGAUCACCAAGAGCAAAACCGAAAAGCCUGGAAUUUUCUUAGAAGCUGGUAUUCAUGCCCGCGAAUGGAUUGCCCCUGCCACUGCUACCUAUAUCAUCAACCAAUUGUUGACUUCCGAGGUGGAGAGCGUUAAGCAAUUGGCUGAUAACUACACCUGGUAUGUGUUCCCCCAUGCCAAUCCUGAUGGCUAUGUCUACACCCACACCACCGAUCGUAUGUGGCGCAAGACCCGUAAACCCUAUGGCAACUGCUUUGGUGCUGAUCCCAACCGCAAUUGGGGUUUCGAAUGGAACACUGUAGGUGCCAGCAACAAUCCCUGCACCGAUACCUAUGCCGGUCCUGAGGCCUUCUCCGAAAUUGAAACACGCUCCUUCUCCGAAUACAUCAAGUCUUUGGAGGGCAAGAUUGCUUUGUACAUCUCUUUCCAUGCCUACUCCCAGCUCUUGUUGUAUCCCUAUGGCCAUACCGGUGAUUUGCCCGAAAACCAUGAGGACUUUGAGCGCGUCUUCGAUGUCAGUGUUGCUGCCAUUCAAAAGCGUCAUGGCACCAAAUACAUUGGAGGUAACAUUUACGAUGCCAUCUAUCCUGCUGCUGGAGCUAGCAUUGACUGGGCCUAUGCCAACGUGGGCACUAAAAUGUCUUUCUGCUAUGAAUUGCGUCCCUCUGGCAAUAAUGCUUUGGUCGGUUUCAAAUUGCCCGCUGCUCAAAUCAUUCCCACUGGCGAAGAGACUUUGGACUCGAUUACCGCCAUGGUCCAAGAGGUUCAAAAAUUGGGUUAUUUCAAGAACUAAGAAAACUUUUGGAUUUGUAAAGAUAUUAAAAAAUAAAAUUUAUUGAGUAAAAAGUUAA